AUGUCUUCGUCGAGAAACAAUCGUUCUGUUGCAAUGUAUUUGGAAGAUAAAAGCAAGCUUGCAAAACUUUUGUUAUCGGAUGGUUGGCCCAAGAUCCUUGGUUCACGGCUAAGUGUGCAGAAGAACGAUGCUGCUGGAAAUUUCAUGCAACUUCUUUUGAUGAAAGGAACGAAAUGUUUCAGGUCAGUCAUACUCGCACUUAUUGAUGCUAUAAAGGAAACCAACUCUGGUAGUGUGAUAAAGUUUGAAUUUGAUCUUGCAAAGAAACAGUUCCAACGGAUUUUCAUUGCGUUUGAUGCAUGCAUCAAAGGGUACCGGUUUUUUCGGUCAAUGGUAUACUUGGAUGCUACUUUCCUUACUGGUAGAUUCAGAGGUUGCUUGAUGGCAGCUACUGGUAUCAAUGGUGGAAAAGAUCGCCAUGAAGGACUCUUGCAGGUUGUUCCACUUGUCUAUCCAGAUUUGUUCCACAGCUUUUGCUACUAUCAUUUGAAGACUAAUCUACCCAUCAAUGGCUCAGAUCCUAGGUACACGCUUGUGUUGGACCUUUUCCAAGAAGCAACAUACGCACUCUCACCUGAAAACCAUGAUAAGGCCAUACAUAAAAUUAGAGAUUUGAACUGUGAUUGGGUGGCUGACUACAUCGAGACCAUCCCACCUGAAUCAUAUGCGAAUGCCUAUUUCAAAGGUUGUCGGUAUGGACGCACAUCUAGUACAGCAGAAGCACUCAAUAACUGGGUUCUGGUUCACAAGAAGAUGCCUACAUCUGCUCUUCUUGAUCAGAUUAGGAGGAAAAUAAUGGUAAUGAUGGCAGACCGUCGUGAAAUUGGCGCUAAUAUGAUGACUCCAUUAUCCCCCAGUGUAUGA
Papaver somniferum (opium poppy) is the source of this 864-nucleotide messenger RNA. RefSeq lists its product as uncharacterized. The transcript is spliced from 6 exons. Bases 1 to 864 code for a protein of 287 amino acids. NCBI's taxonomy places the organism in Eukaryota, Viridiplantae, Streptophyta, Magnoliopsida, Ranunculales, Papaveraceae. The record is from RefSeq and is a predicted model, not a curated record.